AUGUACAUACACAGAAAUACACACGCACAGACACAUGUACAUACAUACACAGACACAUGUACACACAGACACAUGUACAUACAUACACACAAAACACACACACACACAUGUACAUGUACACAGACACAUGUACACACACACAUACAUGUACAUACAUGCAGACCCAUGUACAGAUACACACAUGUACAGUACAUACACAGACACGUACAAUUGAACAUGCCUACACAGACACACACACACACCCCCACUUUGUUGCUCACUCACAGAUCCGGGUACUGCACUCUAGGGGGAGGCAGAGAGCACAGCACACACUCCUUGCUUUCCUUUGACUGCGCUCAGCUAUUGAGCAGUCUGACGGCUCCCAGUGCCAAUGACAGAUCCGGCCUGAGCUCCGAGCCUGCUCAGCAAGAUGGCCCUGGGGGACACACUUGCCACCACCAUAAUUUCCACUCGCAAUUGGCGAGCAGGUGAGUGGAAAUUUCAAGCCC
Messenger RNA from Staurois parvus, 488 nucleotides. The record is from the annotation of a GenBank genome assembly. Lineage: Eukaryota; Metazoa; Chordata; Amphibia; Anura; Ranidae.